This is a messenger RNA of Hippoglossus stenolepis (Pacific halibut), 5848 nucleotides long. RefSeq names its product polyhomeotic homolog 2b (Drosophila) (gene phc2b). The record is from RefSeq and is a predicted model, not a curated record. Gene Ontology annotation, molecular function: zinc ion binding; protein binding. The coding region runs from base 1 to 2940 and encodes 979 amino acids. The transcript has 15 exons. Lineage: Eukaryota; Metazoa; Chordata; Actinopteri; Pleuronectiformes; Pleuronectidae. Gene Ontology annotation, cellular component: nucleus; PRC1 complex.
AUGAUUGACAAGAGCAAACGGAUGCACAGGAGAGCCAUUCAGAAGAGCCGGGGGUCAAAGGUGAGAAGAGCAGAGGGCACCAUGGAGAGUGAGCCGGGGGCCCCUGCCUCCACGGCUAGCAACACCGGGACCGCUACUUCCUCCAUCACCAGUUCCUCCACCACCACAGCUGCCAGCAGCAGUAGUAAUACCUCCAACACUACUGCUACUACUUCUACCACUUCCGCCAGUAGUAGUAUUAAUAAUAGCAACAGUAUUAGUAACACUACCAGUAGUUCCAGUAGUAGUAUGACAACAGGAAGACAGACAGUGCCUCAGAUAUCUGUGUACAGUGGGAUACCUGACCGACAAACAGUGCAGGUGUUUCAACAGGCGCCACACAGACAGCCCAGCACAGCAGCACAGUACCUGCAGCAGAUGUACGCUGCCCAGCAGCAGCAUCUGAGGCUGCAAACUGCUGCCCUCCAGCAACAGCACAGCCUCAGCACCGCUCAGCUCCAGAGCCUGGCCGCUUUACAGCAAGCCAGCAUUGCAGCUGGACGGCAAAGCUCUUUACAGAACGGCACUUCAUCUCAGCAAACAGGAUCUACUCAGGCUACGAUCAACCUGACCACGUCCCCGGCGGCAGCUCAGCUGAUCAGCCGGGCCCAGAGCAUUAGUUCCACCCCCACCAGUAUUUCCCAGCAGGCUGUUCUGCUGGGCAGCUCCUCCGGCCCCACACUCACGGCCAGCCAGGCACAGAUGUACCUGCGAGCCCAGAUGGCCCAGCAGAAUAACCUGGUGCAGGUGGCCAGGAGCCUCAGCCGGGCCGUCCCUCUGUCCUCUCAGCUGAUCUUCACCCCAACAGGCACCGUGACGGCUGUCCAGUCAGACGGCUCCUCACAGGCUUCCUCACAGAAUCAGGUCCAGAACCUCGCCAUCCGUGGCCAGCAGGGGGCGGCCACGUCUUCCUCUCAGACUCAGACCAUGCAGGCUCUCAGUCUGAAGCAGAGCCCUGUGCCCAUCCAGCCCACCCCGCUCAUCAAGAAUCCUAACCAGGGCAUGCAGGUCGCUGCAGGAGGGAGGACCAGCUCCUUAGACAGCUCCUCUGAGGGAGGGAAGAAGGGCGAGAGCGCAGCAGUCACAGAAGUCCGAGCCAUUAACAUGAGCCGCAGUGUUACGGCUGUUAGUGCUCAGCCUCUCAUUGCCCCAGCGUACACCCAGAUUCAGCCGCAGUCCCUGGUUCAGCAGCACAAGCAGCAGCAGCAGCAGCAGUUUGUCGUCCAUCAGAGUCCAGGUUCCCAGAAGACGACGGGUCAGCUGCUGCAGACGGCCUCCAUUCAGCCGUCGCAGCACCCGGUCCCUGUGCUGCCCAAACCUGCUCCACACCAGCCCUCCAUGCCCAGCCAGCAGGCGACCAUCUUCCACUCCACCAUCAGCCCCCACACCCUCCACUCCUCCCUCAGCCACGCCAAAGCUCAGCCCGUCCAGCUCACUGCCAUCAACCUUCAAAUACAGCCAACAGCUUCUCGGCUGCUUCAGGACAGUAAAGACAAGCCCACCUCACUGGUGGUCAGAGAGACGUGUCCGACCCCCUCCGCACAACAACCGCAGCACCAACCGCAGCACCAACAGCACCAACCGCAGCACCAACCGCAACUACAGCACCAACCGCACCAACCGCAACUACAGCACCAACCGCACCUACAGCAGCAACAACCACAACAACAACUGCAGCAGCAACAGCAGCAACAACAGCAACAACUGCAACAACAACUGCUGCAACAACAACUGCAGCAGCAACAACAACAACAACAACAACAACAACAGCAGCAACCUGCACCUUUACCAUCACAACCUGCCAAGCCUGUAGAGCAGCCCAAGGUCGAUACCGUUACACCAGCUGUUCAGCAACAAGGAGGGGGCUCGACCAAGAAGCCGUCCGCUGCACCUGCGACUCCACCUCCAGCCAUGACCUCAGGAAAUGAGAGCGAGGCGCCCUGCGUGACGGGCAGCGCGCCGCACAACGGGGAGAACAAACCGCCCCAGGCCAUCGUCAAGCCCCAGGUCCUCACACAUGUCAUCGAAGGCUUCGUCAUCCAAGAAGGCGCCGAGCCGUUCCCAGUCUUGGUGGAGCGUCUGCCCAUUCUCAUCGACAGCCCAAAGAAGCUGGAUCAUCAGCUCUCCUCCGACCCCGACAAAACUCCAGUCAGCAACGCAGCGAACACCGACUCCGAGCCGGAGGACAUGAACCAGCCAGACAAAGAACCAGAGCCGAAGCUGACGUGUGAAUACUGCGGCUGGGUCGACUUUGCCUACACCUUCAAGGCCUCGAAAAGAUUCUGCUCCAUGGUUUGUGCAAAGAGGUACAAUGUGGGCUGCACGAAGCGGAUAGGCCUUUUCCGUCCAGAGAGGAGUAAACCAACCAACCGCUGGCGACGGAGAUCUCAGGGUCGUUCCAGUGUAGAGGCCAAGAAGCAGAAGCUGUCCCCGUCGCCGCAGCAGACACAGGGCGGCUCUGUGUCCUCGCCUCAUCCCUCGCAACCCAGUCAGGAGGAGUCCAGCCCGUGCUCGGACAUGUCCAGCUACGAGGAGCCAGCGUCUCCCCUGUCGGCAGCCAGCUCGGGACCCCUGGCUCCGACCCCGGCCCCGGCUCAGGUCCCCGUUCGCCGGCAGCAGAGCAGGGCCUCGGACCAGGAGGGCGGCGCUGGGAGAGAUGCACCCUCACUCUGUCAGCGGUUCUUGCCCAACGACCCCACCAGGUGGAAUGUGGAGGAAGUUUAUGAGUUCAUUUGUUCACUGCCAGGUUGUCAGGAGAUCGCGGACGAGUUUCGGUCUCAGGAGAUCGAUGGACAGGCCCUGCUCCUGUUAAAGGAAGACCACCUCAUGAGCACCAUGAACAUUAAACUGGGGCCUGCACUCAAGAUCUUUGCACGCAUCAACAUGCUUAAAGACUCGUAGCAGUAAAGUGUGUGUAUUGAUCUCAGUGCAUCUUCUGUGUGUGUGUGUGUGUGUGUGUGUGUGUGUGUGUGAGGGAGUGUGUGUGUGUGUACCUUGGCACAGGGCAGAGGAUGUGUCACUGUAGCACUGACGGCACAGAGCACUGACUGCACUGUGACCUUGCCUUCUCUCCACGACUGGAUUUGUGCUCUUGAUUCAGAAUCUCACUCUAACUGGACCCGACUCCACAAACUGCUCAUGUUUAACAACCAUGUGACCGUUGAAACUGGAACCGAUGGUGUUUUCACCACGAGCACUUCAACACCACAUCUAUUUACGAUGCAUUAAUAUCUCGGACCAAAACUAACCCUUCCUCGGGCACGUCUCCCCCCUCCCUCUGUGUUCUCAGCAAGAUGUCGCCUGCAUUUAAACACACUACCGGAAGCACAACAAAGAAACAGCCAAAAAAACACAGUUUAGCUGCAGCCACGGUGACAGUUGUGCCAAAUUAUACAGGGUGGAUUCUUAUAUACAUGAGUAUAUGAAUAUACUUGAUGUGGCUGAUAUCUGAUCCAGAUACAGCUCAAGGCAGGGUUGGAAAAUGGUUUCUGAAACACCUUUUAUCUUAUUUGUUGACAUUCUCUUCAUGUCCUGAUAUCCAUCAACAAACGAAGUUCUCUUCAACAAAAAAUAAAUGACGUCACCCCUCACAGAAUUAUAAAAAACACAACCAAUAAUUCAUUCAAUGCCGAAUGAAAUGAUCGGCUGCUGUACCUGUUUGCACUGCAUGGCCCCGAGUCAAGUUGGCUAGUGAGUCUCAGAAAAGUCGACUUGUAGCAGCUGUCAGACAGUUUGCUUUGAUGAGAGGUGGCUGAUGGGAGGAGGUGGGAUGUAUCAGUUCCACAUUUUCAAAGUGCCGCCUGCUCUUGUUAGUUUUUCCAGACGUACCAACCCUAGCUUUAAUGCAAGUGCAAAUGAUGCUGAACACUUCCAACAGACUUCAGGUGGUGCGGCUCACACUGGGAUCAGAUUUCAGCCUGGUAUAUAAAUGCCACCAGGAGAUGAGGCUCGACAUAGAACAAAGAACAUUGAGGUUUAUGGUCAGCACCCGAAACCCAGAGGGGCCGGGGGGGCCAGGUUGUUUGGGAGGAAAAAGCCAGUUGAUGGAUCACCCAACUAAACCUCUUCCUGUUAUCUCAAGCUGCCCAUUACAAAGCUUCAGAUGACUCGUUCUGCUUUCACGUGCCUUGCUGUGCAUUAGCGUUCUAAGAUCCGAUCCCAAUGCAGGCGGAAUUAAGAUAAGAGAAGCACUUACUGAUACCAGGAGUGGACGAAGGCAGCGGCUAACAGGUCUUUAUCAAAUGUCUUUAACCUGAUAACACGUCUGAACACAGAUCACAUGAUAAAAGCAGGUGUAAAUAGGGCAGUUAAACCCAGUGGAGACAAUAAGCCUGGAAGAACAAGAGGUGAUGAAGUGUACGACAAACGGUUCAGUUGUGUGUGGGUUGGGUCACACUGCAACAGUCAUUGAUGAAUUGCGGCAUUAAGACGCAGGAGUGAAAUCUGGAUUUAUCGUGAUGUUAUUAGACAUGUUAUUCGUACAGUUUUGUAAGAGUGCGAAUGAGGGAGAAGACUCUGGGCCUGAUCUACUAAAGGUUUGCGCGUGUAAAAACGUGUUGAUUUCACCCGCAAAAAAACAUCCAAGCUGAUCUACUAACGCACUGAGGAUUGCGUGCAGAAUAACAGGCGCUGUCCAUUUAGUCCGCACAGAUGGCUCUGCAGUUAUUGUGGUGAGGAGGAGACGGCAGGAAGAAGACGGAGAGAACAGGUUUUUUUCUGCUCGUGUUAGCAUGUUUGGAUUGACAGAAGCAAAAUAAAUCCCUCUCUUGCCAGGGCACUGAUGGGCAUCAACAGAUGUGCGCUACAAUGGCCCGAGUGUCGCGCCUGAGCGCUCGUGCCAUAUUGGUCAGAGGCAUCUCUUCCACUGCCCCCUUCUGAUGUCCUGCCAUCUUCUCUUAAUUUCAUUGGUGGCUCUUUUUGUUUUACCCACAGCAUUUACUUUCUCGCAGAUACUCUCCCAUGUCAUUUCUUUGAGUUAUAUUAAUAUUUCUUUGCUGUAGCUCAUUUAAAUACUACUGCCUCUACCAUGUUUGCACCUGUUAUCAUUUGCGCAAUUAUCUUUAGUAGAUCACCAGCAAAACGCCCACAAACCAAACGUGCAAUCUGUUACAAUGCACACGCGACUUGGCACUCUUUAUUUGGAUCUUAGUAGGUCAGGCCCGCUGUUUGUUAGUUUGCUCAUUCUGAUUCAGUAGGUGCCCCUUUGCCUCUUUCUCAGCAGCACUCCCACUGUUCUGGAAUAUAAAGCUUGAUGCAGAGAAUCGAUUCAAGCAGCUUCUUUUGUGACGAUCGAUUUUUCUCUCAUGAGGAAUUUGCAAGUUUUCUCCCGUAGAAUUCAAAGUGCUUACAAAUGUUUGUCAUAGGACACUAAGUUAUCUAAAAAAACUAAUCGUUGUGCUGCGUCCUGCACAUCCCUGCUUUUGGCACUUAUUUUCUUUUUCAUUUGCUUUACAGUUAUGAGUCGCAUCUGUGAUUCAAACGAGUUUAUUUGUACAUAGCAGCUCAAGUGAGGAAAGAGACUGUAACUUAGUGUGAAACUGACAUUUUUUUCUAAGUUAUCCUUGUUAUUUUAAAACAGAAAUCUAUUGGUGUUUUAAUAUUUUGAAAUAUGCAAAUAUAUAAAUAUGGCCCCGGAGUUGUUUUUUAAUGCUUUUAUUUUCUUUUUCUAAUGAGAAUAUGAUCAUAUCUAUUUGUGUUCUGUGGCUGUGAUGGAAGGUCAACUUUUUUAGAUAAUGCUUUGUUUAAUGCCCGUAUUUAUCAAGAUGGUUUGUUACACAACAUUUUGCAAUUAUAAAUCAUUUGCAGUACA